ACUAAUCCAAACUUUUUGUUAAACCCUUUUGUAGAGCAUGAGUUCAAAGCUCUUUCUUUCACCCACGAAAACAAUCAAUCAAUUAGCAAUAUUAUCAUGUCAUAUCUCAUACUAAAAAGAUCAUUCAGAAGACUAAUAUCAUCAUCUUCAUCAAUUCAUUUUCAAAACCCUAGUUUCAAAUCCCAAUGUCACCAUUUCUGCAGUUCACAUCUUAAAAACACAAUUCAAGCUUCUGGGUAUCAUUCUUUUUGGAAAAGAUGUAGGGGGUCAGUUUUAUUUUCUGCUAAUUAUUUAAAGAUUUCAUCUUUUGGUCCAAGUGAGCGUUUUUUUGGGUCUGGGGCUGCUGUUGAGCUAUCAAGCUCUGAUGGGCUUACUGUUGAAGGAAUUAUUGCUAAACAAUGGCCCAUUGUUGAAGAGAGUGUGAGUGAUUGGAAGAGCCAUGCUUCUUCUAUUGCUCAAUCCAUUCAUCUUAUCAAGAAAAGAUUAAAGUGGAAGAAGCUAGAAGUUAGACUGGCAAUAUUAUCUUCACAGCUAGAAAAGCCGGACUUAUGGGAUGAUCCUAUACAUGCAGGGAAAAUAAACCGUGAGCAUGGUUCACUUGUUAAUAAAGUAAAGGCAAUAAAGGUGUAUGAGCAGGAACUGUUUGAGCAUAUUGAUAUGAUAAAGCUUGCUCGUGAAGAGAAUGAUCCAAACAUGGAAUCGGAGUCCAUGAAGGCAUUAGCGAGUAUGAGAAAAAGUAUAAAAGAGAAAGAGUUGGAAGCAUUGUUAGCUGGGGAGCAUGAUUCUUGUUCUUGCUUUAUAGAGGUUCAGGCUGGUGCUGGUGGUACUGAGAGCAUGGACUGGGCAUCAAUGGUCAUGCAGAUGUACAAAAUGUGGGCUCAACAUCGGGGAUAUAGAGUUACAGUUGUAGAUGUAAUGCCUGGUGAAAUGGCAGGAAUCAAGCGAGCAACAAUUAAAGUGGAUGGUGAAUAUGCAUUUGGAUAUGCAAAAGCAGAGGUAGGAGUGCACCGGUUGGUUCGCAUAUCUCCAUUUGAUAGUGGAAAGCGCAGGCAUACCUCAUUUGCUGCUGUUGCUGUGAUUCCUAUCCUCGAUGAUGGAGCCACUACCCACUUCCAAAUUAAUGAAUCUGAUCUCCGUGUAGAGAGAAUGCGAGCUGGGGGUGCUGGUGGUCAGCACGUCAACACAACUGAGAGUGCUGUGAGGAUAACCCACAUUCCAACUGGAAUAAGUGCCUCUUGUCAAAAUGAAAGGUCACAGCAUCAAAAUAAAGCUUCUGCAAUGUCUGUACUUCAAUCUCGCUUAGAUCAGCUUGAGAUAGUUCGUCAUGCUCAAGCGAAUGCACAACACACACAAUCUCUGAAUGACAUUAGUUGGGGCAACCAGAUCCGCUCUUAUGUUCUCCAUCCAUACCGCAUGGUCAAGGAUCUGCGCACUAACUAUGAAGUUUCGGACCCUGACUCUGUUCUUGAAGGUGAUCUAGAUGCCUUUAUCUUCAGUUUUUUGUCUGCUUCAAUGGAUAAAGAUGAAGAUGACUUGUAAAAUAAAUUGGACGAAGCGUAGAGUAAGCUAGCAUGGAAUUGAAUAGGCAAGUCAGGCAUCUGCUCCAUGCAAGUAAUAUUACUCAGAUUCGAUGCUCAAUCACUGUGUGAUGAAAACCUGCAGCUUCAACUAAGCUUCUACACAAAAAACGA
Molecule: messenger RNA, 1691 nt
Organism: Daucus carota subsp. sativus
Lineage: Eukaryota; Viridiplantae; Streptophyta; Magnoliopsida; Apiales; Apiaceae
Product: peptide chain release factor PrfB2, chloroplastic
Exons: 7
Coding region: 97-1539 (480 amino acids)
Biological process (GO): translational termination
Cellular component (GO): cytoplasm
Molecular function (GO): translation release factor activity, codon specific
Source: RefSeq, a predicted model, not a curated record